UCGAACAGAGCAAUCCGUUAGUGUGUGUCCAAAGAAACCAAAGAAAGAAAAACUAUAGUCUGUAAAUCGCAUGAAAAUGGUGAAAAGUGUCUGCGAAAUGGAGUUCAAGAGCAACUUCUCCAUCGACGCCAUUCUGGCCAAGAAACCCACAAACAAAACCGCAACAUCGGCGCCGAUCAUCAAGCAUGAGCCCAUGCCCCUGCCACACCAUCACCAACACCAUCACCAGCAUUAUGUGCAUCCGUAUGGCAACUCCGAUGGGGAGCUGUCGGCUUCGGAGGAUUUCGACAGCCCCUCGCGGACCAGCACACCCAUGAGCAGUGCCGCCGAGUCGCUGUCGUCGCAGAACAACGACAAGCUGGACGUGGAGUUCGACGACGAGGAGGACCAGCUGGAGGAGGAGGAGAGCGAGGGCGAGGGCAACCCCAGCAAGAAGCAGAAGAUGAGCGGCUGCAGCAGCGACACCAAGAAGCCGCCGUACAGCUACAAUGCCCUCAUCAUGAUGGCCAUCCAGGACAGCCCCGAGCAGCGCCUGACCCUCAACGGGAUCUACCAGUACCUGAUCAACCGCUUCCCCUACUUCAAGGCCAACAAGCGGGGCUGGCAGAACUCCAUCCGCCACAACCUGAGCCUCAACAAGUGCUUCACCAAGAUCCCGCGCAGCUACGACGACCCCGGCAAGGGCAACUACUGGAUCCUGGACCCCUCUGCCGAGGAGGUCUUCAUCGGCGAGACCACCGGCAAGCUGCGCCGCAAGAAUCCCGGUGCCAGCCGCACCCGCCUCGCCGCCUACCGCCAGGCCAUCUUCUCGCCCAUGAUGCCCAGUGGCUAUGGUGCCCCCGCGCCCGGCUACGGCUACCCAGGCGUGCCCUUUGCCGGCGCUGCUGCCGCCGCCGCCGCUGCCGCUGCCGCGCUCUACCAGCGCAUGAAUCCCGCCGCCUACCAGGCGGCCCUCCACCAGCAGAUGCAGUACCAGGCUGCCGCCGCCGCCCCGCCCAGCCAUCAGCAGUCGCCGCAUCCCGCCCAGCUGCAGGGCUAUGCUCCGCACAUGAGCGCCGAGCUCUUCCAGCGGAUGCAGUUCUUCGGCAAGUUCCCCGCCAGCUAAGGAGUGCCUCCGAGGCUGCAACGCCCAGCGCUUUGGAUCCACGGGACAAGGCUUUGCCAAGCCGCCGCCGCCGUCACACAGUGGGGACUGGGGAGGCAGUGCUCCCUGCCUGCCUGCCACCUUCCCCGCAUCCUAUGACGUCUAAAUGCUGCAUUUAGCAAAUUCUUUCGGCCAUUUCGCAAACAUUUGGUCUUCAGCGGGCCCCCAUUGUCGGCCUGGAAAGUCGACAAGAAGAAAACCCCAGGAAAAAGGCCCGCUCUGGUGAGGGCCCCGCCCUCUGGUGCCGAAUGGGGGCCGAAAAAUAUAUACCUA
This is a messenger RNA of Drosophila persimilis, 1417 nucleotides long. RefSeq names its product fork head domain transcription factor slp1 (gene slp1). NCBI's taxonomy places the organism in Eukaryota, Metazoa, Arthropoda, Insecta, Diptera, Drosophilidae. Gene Ontology annotation, cellular component: nucleus. The transcript has a single exon. Gene Ontology annotation, molecular function: DNA-binding transcription factor activity; sequence-specific double-stranded DNA binding. The record is from RefSeq and is a predicted model, not a curated record. Gene Ontology annotation, biological process: regulation of transcription by RNA polymerase II. The coding region runs from base 71 to 1105 and encodes 344 amino acids.